GCUGUCAGCUACGCAAUGCUGCUCCACCGGAGCAGCACAGAGCGGGAGGAUAUCAGGCCUCCUGAAACUCGGAGAAGUGGGGACACUACAGCUCUGCUCACUGAGGACUCCAUUUGAGUUCUGUUUGUCAUUCUGAGGCCUCUGCUUCUCCUGCAGCCCAGAGAUGGAUUCACUAAUUGGAGUAAAACUGGGCUGCCUGUUUGCCUUGCUCGCUCUCACCCUUGUCUGUGGCCUGAGUCCCAUCUGCUUCAAAUGGUUCAAGAUUGAUGCAGCUACAGGUCGCCACCGGAGAAUCCUCAGCCUUCUGGGCUGUACCUCUGCUGGUGUUUUCCUGGGAGCAGGUCUCAUGCAUAUGACUGCUGAAGCCCUGGAGGGAAUUGAGUCAGAGAUGGAGAAGUUCCUGGGACAGAACAGAACAGGAAGCAAGGGAAAUUCUAGUGACGCUGGAUCAGCUUUUGUGGAGUAUCCGUAUGGAGAACUCAUCAUCUCCCUGGGCUUUUUUCUUGUCUUCCUUUUGGAGUCUCUGGCCCUGCAGUGCUGUCCUGGGGCUGCUGGACAAGCAGCAGUGCAGGAGGAGUGGGGUGGGAAUCCUGUCUUUGAUUUCCACAGCCAUGAGUCACUGCGCUCGCCUAAGCAGAGUCCCUUUCGAGCCUUGGUGCUCUUGCUGUCACUCUCCUUUCAUUCAGUGUUUGAGGGGCUCGCUGUGGGGCUCCAGCCAACCAUAGCAGCUACCGUACAGCUCUGUCUUGCUGUCCUGGCUCAUAAGGGGCUCGUAGUGUUUGGUGUGGCACUGCGGCUGGUAAAGAUAGGCACUGGAUCUCGGUGGGCCAUAUCCUCAAUACUGUCAUUAGCUUUCAUGUCCCCCUUGGGCCUCGCCCUAGGGAUGACCAUAGCUGCCGGGGACUCUGAAGGUUGGAAAGGCGUGGCCCAGGCCAUCUUAGAGGGUCUUGCAGCUGGCACAUUCCUGUAUGUGACAUUUCUAGAAAUUCUGCCCCGUGAGCUAAGUAGCUGUGAAGCCCCGCUGGCUAAAUGGGGCUGUGUAGCUGCUGGCUUCACCUUCAUGGCCUUCAUCGCCUUGUGGGCCUAAGCGAGACGCCUGAUUUCUCAGCUGGAUCUAUCUGCUCAGGAGGAACGCUCCCUACCCACAAGGGACACCUGCCAAGUGGGUUUGGCCCUCAGACAUUUCUGCACUAGGACCA
Molecule: messenger RNA, 1199 nt
Organism: Octodon degus (degu)
Lineage: Eukaryota; Metazoa; Chordata; Mammalia; Rodentia; Octodontidae
Gene: Slc39a2
Product: solute carrier family 39 member 2
Exons: 4
Coding region: 164-1087 (307 amino acids)
Biological process (GO): zinc ion transmembrane transport
Cellular component (GO): plasma membrane
Molecular function (GO): zinc ion transmembrane transporter activity
Source: RefSeq, a predicted model, not a curated record